Messenger RNA from Amoebophrya sp. A25, 1410 nucleotides. The record is from the annotation of a GenBank genome assembly. NCBI's taxonomy places the organism in Eukaryota, Dinophyceae, Syndiniales, Amoebophryaceae.
UGGCAGAAACUGCGGUUAGAUCGGGGUCAAAGUAGCAGAGCUACAACAGUUAAGUAGAGGCUCGUUGUAAUUCACAUCGUCGACAGCAGAUCUUCUUCUCUUCCUGUGUCUUGUUCCUUCGGAGCUGAAAAGAUGAGCCGAGGAUGUGAAUUAUGGGAUUUUUGCUAAGGCAGAAGGACUCGAUCCGGAGUCAAGUUUGUAUGCGGACGUUGAGGCAGUUUUAGUGCCUGACUGUGCUCUGUCGGUCCUUGAGGACCCAGUAUAUGUGUCGCGAUUACGCAACCGAUUGUGUCAGGUCCCUAGUGCGAGUAGUAUUUUGGAACAAGCGCCGUCCUCUUCAGGAGGUUUACGUCUUUACGUGCGAGCAAUGGACCACGCGAGGUACCUCUUCGAGGCUGCGAUCUGCGGGAAGAUCUUUGUGUCUUCUGGUUUCGUGGAGGUGCAGAAAUUCUUCGAGGUCGUUUUGUCGCACGUAGUCCCUGCCAUUCAUGCGGCUUUGCAAUCAUCUGGAGUCACCAUUAUAGACACGCAAGGACAGACUGUAAUCGGUGCGUUUUUGCGGUUACUCAUCGUGUUGGCACGAAGCAGCACCGUCAUCCAGAACAGUUGUGAGGCUGUCGUGGUAAACAAAUCGAAAAGCACUAGUGGUGCAAACGGACACAGUGUUACGUUCAGCUUUUAUCCAUGAUCUCUCUCUUCAGCAUUUCUUCGGGAGUACUACCCUUUUUUUUCAUCCCAUAGUCUAGAACAAGGAUACAAGAACGAAGGAAGAGGCACCGAGAUGAGGGGACCAUCUCGAGAGAAACAGAAAUCCAGGAAGCAUAACCGUUCUAACCACUCGGCAGUAAACGCAAACGAUGCAGUGCCACCACUUCCGAUGCUGCAGCAGGCGCUUCGAUCGGCCGGCGCACAGUGCGGAGCCCAAUUAACUGCCGUGUUGCACACCCUAAUCACUCGACAAAGGGGAGAGCUGAGACGGUACGCUUUCCAGGCAGCAUGCUUGUUUAAGGCUCAAAGGAGCUCAUUUCCAACUCGUCCAAGUGUUGUUUUUCUCUGUUUCCACCUCCGUCCUCAGUGCCGUUCUGACAAAAUGAACCGCAGAGAAACGAAUUUCUUUACGUUCUAAUUUGUUGCGGAUAGACCUGGCCUCAGCAGCCGCAGAAUUCCUAGGAGGGUCGCUCUGUAUGUCUACAUCCCCUACAUUCCUAGAGUCUGCGGAUGUUUGCGCAUCCCUCUGCCUGAUAGCGCAAUUGCGUGGCCACUUACUUGCGGCUACGUCUGUUUGGGGCCGGUCGUCAUCAUCGCCUGGAGGCAGACUCGGAAAUCCGGAUCCCUACGGCGUUUCAUCCAGAGAAGGUACGAAAUCCACGUCAGCAUCGGCUAUCGCCAGAGGCAUUGACGCGCAGAUCA